UUUUCCUUUUUUUUUUUCCUUACAUCAUUCGAUCUGUCCGCCUGUCCAUUCGGACGCUGUCCAAGUCUAGGCUUUUUUCGUCGCUGUAAUCUACGCCUGUUGUUGUAGACUUCAUCAGCCUGCCCAUCCCCCAUCCAUCGCGACUGCUUCUUAAAGAACCUUCACAUCUUCACCAUAUCCAACUUCAUCCCCCUCUCCCUCCCCCAGACCAGAUAAAAAUAUAAUACCAUCCCAUCCCAUUCCACCAUCAGUUGAUCGCUCCUUUUUUCCUCAAGACAAAAAAACACAAACACAAACACCAAACACCAAAGAACAGGAAUCAGAUUUCCUCUCUUGACCGUAAUCAUACUCUAAAGUCCUUAACUGGUCUUUCCUAUCUCUCCUACAAAACCCAACCACUAUACUCUCAUCAUCAUCAUGAAGGCUAUCAUUCUCGUCGGUGGCUUUGGUACUCGUCUGAGGCCGUUGACCUUGACGCUCCCCAAACCUCUGAUCGAGUUUUGCAACAAGCCGAUGAUCGUUCAUCAGAUCGAAGCACUGGUUGCCGCCGGUGUGGAUGAAAUCGUAUUGGCGGUCAACUACCGUCCUGAGGUCAUGGUCUCUGUCUUGAAAGACACCGAGGAGAAGUAUGGGAUCCGGAUCACCUUCAGCGUCGAGACCGAACCUCUGGACACUGCCGGACCACUGGCCCUUGCUAAGGACAUCUUGGGCAAGGAUGACUCGCCAUUCUUCGUACUGAACUCGGACGUGACCUGCUCAUACCCACUCAAGCAGCUUGCGGCCUUCCACCAGGCCCAUGGGAAGGAGGGGACGAUCAUGGUGACCAAGGUGGAUGAGCCGUCCAAGUAUGGGGUAGUAGUCCAACUUCCGAACAGCUCGGCCAUCGACCGGUUUGUGGAGAAGCCGGUGGAGUUUGUGGGCAACCGAAUCAACGCUGGGAUCUACAUCUUCAGUCCGAAGGUGCUCGAGCGGAUCGAGGUGAAGCCGACGUCGAUCGAGAAGGAGACCUUCCCGGCGAUGGUCCGGGAGUCCCAACUACACUGCAUGGAUCUCGAAGGCUUCUGGAUGGAUAUCGGCCAGCCCAAGGACUUCAUCUCCGGCACCUGUCUCUAUCUCAGCCAUCUCAGCUCGAUCGGUGACCCGAACGUCAAGGACCAACAGACCCACAAAUGGGUCGUCGGCGGUAACGUCCUCGUCGACCCUACCGCCGUCAUCGACCCCACCGCUAUGGUCGGCCCUAACGUCGUCAUCGGCCCCCGUUGCGUGAUCGGUAAGGGCGUCAGAUUGCAACGUUGUGUGGUCAUGGGUGGCGCGCGUGUCAAGGAUCACUCUUGGGUCAAGAGCUCAAUUAUCGGUUGGAACUCCACCGUUGGCCGAUGGGUCCGAUGUGACAACACCACCGUCCUAGGCGACGACGUCAAUAUCAAGGAUGAAUUGCUUGUCAAUGGCGCCGCAGUCCUUCCGCACAAAUCUAUCUCUGCUUCGAUCACCGAACCUGCUAUCGUCAUGUGAAACCUUGGAACACUUGGCGUUCUUCAUUGACUGGUUGACCCAUUAGAUAAAAACACUCUUCCUAGAUUAUUUUCCUUUUCUUUCAACAAAAAUCAAAAACUUGCCACAAAAAAUACCGUGAUUUGAUGAUCAAUUUUUUUUUCUCAAGAAAAGAAACAAAGAAACGACAAAAAAACACACACAUACACACUUUAUGAUCUCUUUGUUUUCUUUACAUGCCCGACCCUAUACACACUGACCUUCAGAAGACAAUCUCUUUUUCCACAUGGACCGGUCUCUUUUUUUCCCUUUCUUUCCUUCUCUCUCUGUUUUUUUUUUUUGCUUCUCUUGAUCCCUCCUCGCAUCAUUCAUCCUCAUCAUAUUGAACACACGAUUCUUCCAUCCCUCCACACACACACACACACACAUCCAUGAAAAAGAAAGAAAAAAAAAUCAAAGAGAUUGGGUUUGGGUUGCUUGCAAACAAUGUCGUCCUUGAGGGGGAGGGGGGUGGUCGACGAUUGACAUCCACAAUCGCUUCCAACCCCGCCUCGAUGAACAAUCCGACUGUGCCUUUUUUUUCUGGCGGUCAAACAACCUCUUUUGGUGGCUGUGUUUGUUGGUUCAGAGCAGGAGCAGGAGCAGUAGGGGGGGGGGCGAACCAGUCGGCUCCUUGGCUUUUUCAUACCGACUGUCGAUUAGAUGCUUGUUUGCUUGUUUUUUGUUAUGCUACGAUACUUCUCGCUUAAUAUCUCUGUCGCCCACCACGACUCUCUCUCACUGCAUCCAGUCCACCCACCCAUUUAUUUUCUUUUCUUGUUGUCUGCUUCUUCUUUGUUUCUUGUUGAUGAUGUUGUGUUUGGUGUGGCGCUAGUAAUCCGAGACUCGCUCGUCAGUGGUUGUUUUUUUGAGGGGGAUCUGGAUCGGUCUUUUUCUUUUUGAGAGAGAGAGAGAGGUGGGUGGGUGAGGAGAGAAGAGAGUAGACACCGAGGGAGGCAGGCGGGAGGAUGGGCUGGGCUGGUGAUCGCCG
Messenger RNA from Puccinia graminis f. sp. tritici CRL 75-36-700-3, 2521 nucleotides. RefSeq names its product mannose-1-phosphate guanyltransferase. Gene Ontology annotation, molecular function: mannose-1-phosphate guanylyltransferase (GTP) activity; GTP binding. Gene Ontology annotation, cellular component: cytoplasm. The transcript has 5 exons. Gene Ontology annotation, biological process: cell wall mannoprotein biosynthetic process; GDP-mannose biosynthetic process. The record is from RefSeq and is a predicted model, not a curated record. Lineage: Eukaryota; Fungi; Basidiomycota; Pucciniomycetes; Pucciniales; Pucciniaceae. Bases 418 to 1512 code for a protein of 364 amino acids.